Cannabis sativa is the source of this 1740-nucleotide messenger RNA. RefSeq names its product cytochrome P450 71AU50. The record is from RefSeq and is a predicted model, not a curated record. Lineage: Eukaryota; Viridiplantae; Streptophyta; Magnoliopsida; Rosales; Cannabaceae. Gene Ontology annotation, molecular function: monooxygenase activity; heme binding; oxidoreductase activity, acting on paired donors, with incorporation or reduction of molecular oxygen. The transcript has 2 exons. Bases 129 to 1634 code for a protein of 501 amino acids.
AUAAUAAAAAUCUUACAUAGGAAACAUAUUGGCAUUUAUUGAUCUCUCAACUAAACACUUUUGUCCUCUAAUGUUCUGUAAGUUGUGAUAAAUAUCUCAAUACUCAUUUCUAAACACACAAAACCAUAAUGGCUAAUUGGCUAUGGAAGGUACUACUAACUUUAGUACUCUUUCUAUUUGGUUAUGUUCUAAGGAAGAAAACCAAAGGGAAGAAGAAGAAUCUUCCUCCCGGUCCAAAAGGGUAUCCCCUAUUUGGAAGCUUAAACCUAUUAGGCGAACACCCUCAUCGCGAUUUGCAAAAAUUGUCCCAAAAAUAUGGUCCAAUCAUGCAUAUUCAACUCGGUCUAAUUCCCACUAUUGUUGUGUCCUCUCCUAAGGCCGCCGAGCUAUUUCUCAAAACCCAUGAUCUUAUUUUUGCCACUAGGCCAUCUCAUGAGUCGGCCAAGCACAUCUCAUGGGAGCAAGAGAGCUUACUUUUUGCUCCUUAUGGCUCUUAUUGGCGCGACAUAAGAAAAAUGUGUACUCUCGAGCUACUAAGUAGUCUAAAAAUCAACUCUUUUAAAGACAUGAGAAGAGAAGAGCUUAGCCUUCUUAUUGAGUCCACAAAAAUUAAUGCCUCAAAUCGCGAGGCGAUUGAUUUGAGCGCCAAGAUAACAACAACCAACACGGACAUGAGUUGUCGGAUGGUGUUGGGGAAGAAGUACUCCGAUGAUGAAUUCAAUGAAAAGGGUUUCAAGGCGAUUAUCCAAGAGGGUAUGCACUUGAGUGCCAUUCCUAACAUGGGAGAUUACAUUCCUUUUCUUGCUCCAUUUGACUUACAAGGCUUGACAAAACGUAUGAAGGUUGUUAGGAAAGUGUUUGAUGAAUUCUUUGAUAAAAUCAUUGAUGAGCACAUUCAAGCCAAAGAUAAAGAUCAUGGUUAUGAAGCUAAGGAUUUUGUUGAUGUUAUGUUGAGAUUUAUGGAGUCAGAACAAUCUGAAUAUUGCAUUGAUCGAGAGAAUAUUAAAGCUAUAAUUUUGGACAUGCUUGUAGGUGCAAUGGAUACAUCUUCAACAGCCAUAGAAUGGGCAAUGUCUGAACUCAUCAAGAAUCCAACAACAAUGAAAAAACUCCAAGAAGAGCUCGAAACCACGGUGGGCAUGGAAAGAAUGGUGGAAGAAUCGGACUUAGAAAACUUACCCUACUUAGACAUGGUGAUAAAGGAAACAAUGAGGCUUCAUCCAGUAGCCCCAUUGUUAGCUCCCCAUGCAGCCAAUGAAGACUGCACGGUCAAUGGCUAUCACAUACCGCGAAACUCGCGUGUGAUGAUAAACAUUUGGACAAUUGGGAGAGAUCCCGAGUAUUGGGAUGAGCCAGAAAAGUUUUUCCCAGAAAGGUUUCUGGGAAGCAACAUAGAUUUAAAGGGUAGAGACUUUGAGCUCAUUCCAUUUGGAUCUGGAAGAAGAGGUUGUCCGGGAUUGCAACUCGGUUUGACUGUGGUUAGGCUUAUGUUGGCUCAACUUGUUCAUUGCUUUGAUUGGGAACUCCCUAGUGGCAUGUUGGCUUGUGAGCUAGAUAUGAGUGAAGAGUUUGGUUUAACUACUCCUAGGGCUAAACAUCUUAUGGCUAUUCCUACUAAUCGCCUUAAGAAGUAAAAAAAUAUCAACAUGUUAGCUUUUAUUUCUUAAGUAAACUCUUGGUGGUAUUAAAAAAUUUCUACUUUUUCACACAUAGACAAUUGAAGUUACUACUAAAAGAAAA